AUGCCUCUAACCAAGCUCACACCUAGAAAAGAGUCAAAAUGUCCCAUGUGUCGAUUUAAGACUUAUGACAUGGCGGAAAUGACUAGGCACAUCACAGAAUGUGGGUUGAAACACAUUGAAAGGAAAUUUUCUUGUGAUAGAGAGGAUUGCAACUUUACUACUAAUAAAAUGGGAAAUCUUACAAGACAUAAGAAGAGACAGGAGGGGCAGAAUGAUGAUGUUCGACAAAUCACAUCUUCACAUUACAAGAAUCAGAAAAGUGACAAGGAAACAGCAAGUGAGAGUUCACCAUCUGCGGAUUGCAAUGAUAAGAAUAGUACCUCACAGGAUGCUGGUGAAGGAAAGGCAAUCUCGGACGAGGAGUGGAUAGAUGCCGAUCCAGGGGAUCUGCGAAGCAUAUUAGGUGAUGUUUCUGAGACUGAUAAUGAAAGGGAAGAGGACCCAAAUGCAAAACAAGUUAAUGAAGAUGCAAAUAUUGGAAGAAUCUUUCGGAAACCUACAACUCCAAUGCCGAUAUUUGCUCCUAAGCGCAAGAACCCUCUUGUCGCAUCUUCCGGACUUCCAGCACGCCCUUUAGUAAGAAAACCUCAGGUGUGUGUAACUGGUACACAAACAGAAAGGAAGAUUCGAAGAGUAGAAUGGACAAUUACCAAGUGGAGAGAAGGUGAACGAGACUUUGAGCACAUUGUGAUGAUUGAAGAAGAUUGA
Messenger RNA from Saccostrea echinata, 708 nucleotides. RefSeq lists its product as uncharacterized. The record is from RefSeq and is a predicted model, not a curated record. The transcript has a single exon. Lineage: Eukaryota; Metazoa; Mollusca; Bivalvia; Ostreida; Ostreidae. Bases 1 to 708 code for a protein of 235 amino acids.